AUGGUGGUGGAGCUCAACGUGUACGUGGAUCUGCUGCAGAGAGAGAACUCAGAGCUGCAGACCAGACUGAGCAACAGUGAGAGUGAAGUUCUCGUCAGCAAGUCCAAGAUCAAGGCACUGGAGAGAGAAAAUGCAGUCCAAGCUGCAGAUCUGAUGUCUUUGGAAACUCGACUGACUGCCACCGAGAGCAAAACAAGUGACUUAGAAACAGAGAAUGCUGUCCAAGCUGCAGACCUGAUGUCUUUGGGAACUCGACUGACUGCCACCGAGAGCAGAACAAGUGACCUAGAAACAGAGAAUGCAGACUUGCAGACCAGACUGAGCAGCAGUGAGAGUGAACUUCUGAUCAGCAAGUCCAGGAUCGAGACGCUGGAGAGAGAAAAUGCAGAGAGGAAGGUGGCCUUUUACACAGCUCUGACUAAUUCAUUUAAUGUUGGACCAUUCAGCACAUCCAUCACACUGAAAUACAACAAAGUCUUCACCAACAUUGGCAAUGCUUACAAUCCAUCUACAGGUUUCUUCACAGCUCCAGUCAGAGGGGUCUACUACCUCCAGUUCACUAUGUGUGGUAACCGUGCACCUUACAUGAGUGUCCUGGUGUACAAGAACAACCAGAAGAUCAUGUAUAAUUAUGAGAGAAAGGAAGAGGGAGGUUUGGAAUACAUGACUAACUCUGUUGUCUUGGAGCUGAUGGCAGGAGAUGAAAUCCACCUUGUUCUCGCAUCAGGUGAUUCUCUCUAUGACGAUGGAGACAACCACAACACCUUCAGUGGCUCCCUCCUGUUCACACUGUGAGGAUCCUUCAGCUGCUGUCUGACUCCUUAUUGGCUACACUGUGAUUUACUGCAUGUACCAAAUAAUGAGAUUCUGCCUCUGACUUCUCUGUUGUGUCAUCACAUGAAAACAACAUUGAAAUAAAUCUGUGAAGCAUUCAGAAAAU
Messenger RNA from Centropristis striata (black sea bass), 940 nucleotides. RefSeq names its product heavy metal-binding protein HIP-like. Bases 1 to 795 code for a protein of 264 amino acids. Gene Ontology annotation, molecular function: protein binding. The transcript is spliced from 7 exons. NCBI's taxonomy places the organism in Eukaryota, Metazoa, Chordata, Actinopteri, Perciformes, Serranidae. The record is from RefSeq and is a predicted model, not a curated record.